CAUGGAGCAAGUGGCGUGCGAGGACCUGAAGGCGUUCGAACGGCGUCUGACCGAGAUCAUUGCUUCCGCCCAUCCCGCCGCCCAACGGUGGCGAGUGGUGCUGUUACUGGCCUCCAUUGGUGUGGCCAUGGGGGCCUUUUCUUGGCUAAGUGACCCCCUUACGGCCGAGGUGUCCUUUUGGUCGUCUCUGAUGAUCCACCCGUUCUUCAGCGUGUCGGCCGUGACUAUCCUAGUGCUGUUGCUUUUGGGCAUUCACCGUCGAGUGGUGGCCCCCUCUAUAUUUGUGUCACGUGUGCGCGAGGUACUCUUCGAUUUCGCCAUGGACUGUGACGAAACCGGCAAACUCAUUCUUCGACCUCGACCCGCCACGGCCUGAGACAUGCCCUAUUUUUUUAAAUCUACGUUUGUAUUCAUAUUGGGGUGAGACUAGCUAACCCACCAAUACAAAUUGAUGAGACAGCAGGA
This is a messenger RNA of Tigriopus californicus, 465 nucleotides long. RefSeq names its product nuclear envelope phosphatase-regulatory subunit 1-like. The transcript has a single exon. Gene Ontology annotation, cellular component: Nem1-Spo7 phosphatase complex; cytoplasm. NCBI's taxonomy places the organism in Eukaryota, Metazoa, Arthropoda, Copepoda, Harpacticoida, Harpacticidae. The record is from RefSeq and is a predicted model, not a curated record. Bases 2 to 376 code for a protein of 124 amino acids.